This is a messenger RNA of Amyelois transitella, 866 nucleotides long. RefSeq lists its product as uncharacterized. Gene Ontology annotation, biological process: regulation of transcription by RNA polymerase II. Gene Ontology annotation, molecular function: DNA binding. Lineage: Eukaryota; Metazoa; Arthropoda; Insecta; Lepidoptera; Pyralidae. The coding region runs from base 237 to 866 and encodes 209 amino acids. The transcript has 2 exons. Gene Ontology annotation, cellular component: transcription regulator complex; nucleus. The record is from RefSeq and is a predicted model, not a curated record.
UUACGCACUAGCGGCUAACCGCGGGGGCGGCUAACCGCGCGGCUAGCCGCUUUUCCAGUUUAAUAUGCAACCGCUUAUGAUCGUACGCACUAAACCGCCACAAAAUUUCAACCGCGGCGGUUGAAUGGAGGGCCGCGGCCCGCUUCGCGGCUAGCCGCCAUCUUGUGUAUACGCACUGGCGGUUAGUUUGCGGCGAGCCGCCGGUGAAGUAUGCACGUGUUUUGAGUUGCGCAGCCAUGAACUUCGACACAGAGAAAUUCAUUGUUGAAAUUCAACAACGAGAAGCUAUUUGGAAUUGUGAAGGAGCAGUUUAUAAGAAUAGAGAUUUAAAACGGAAACAGUGGGAAGAAUUAGUAGAUAUUUUUGGAAAAGAAGAGAUGACAACAGAGGCAAAAAAAAGUCUUGGAAAAGAAUUACAAAAGAAAUGGAAGAACAUUAGGGAUAAUUUCGUGAAAGCUCUAAAGGACAAUGUUACCAGGAGUGGGUCAGCGGCUAAGAAAAAGACUCAAUACAUAUUUUACAAUAAUUUAAUGUUUUUGAAGGACACAGUAUCUAUCAAUGAAACUGAUUCAAGCAUGCAAAGGCAAGAAAAUGAAAGAAAUGAAACAGAAAACGUAGCUGACCCAGUCGUAGUACCACCGCCAAAACGAAAAAAAAAGAAAAAUAAAGAAGAUGAUAUAGGAGUUGAAUUGAUUAACGUCUUAAAUAAGAAUGUAGAGUUGAAAAAGGCGGAAGAAGAUGAAGAUAGACUUUUCUUUUUGUCGUUGGUUAGUGAAAUAAAAAAAGUGCCUGAACAUAUACGCCUACGUACAAAAUCUCAAAUAAUGCAAGUCAUUACUGAAGCCCAAACGUCUGGAUACAACUAG